AGUAGAGUAGAGUUAGAGUAGAUCCCUCCCUUUCUCCCCUUCCUCCUCUGGGGGAGUGGAGGGCCAGUCACAGCCGGUCAACCAAUCGCUUAGCUUCCUGACGCCUGCAUUGCUUGCUGCCAGACUAGGCAACUACCGCGAGCCCAGAGAGAACAGAGAGAGCAGACGAGCGGGAGAUGAGGACCUCGGUGUCGGAGCGCAGCUUCAUCAUCGAGAGCGACGACGACGACCACCACCCCCAAUCCCAAUCCGCUUCCGUCAACCCGGCAAGAAGACGCGGCCGUGAUGACCAGGAGCAGGAGGAGGACGAAGACGAUCAUCAUCACGACUCGGGCUCCGACUCCGACUCUGACUCCGACUCCUCCUCCUGCGCCACCCCACGCCGCGGCCCCAGCUCCUCCUCCUACACCCAACAAUGGCCGCAGAGCUACAGGCAAUCGAUUGACAUUUUUAGUAGCGUGCAGUCACCCAAUCUGAGUUUCUUAGGGACACCAACUCUAAGCAGAUUGUCCAACUCUUUCCUCACCAACUCUUUUCGGGGAAAACCCCCUGAAAUCAUCUCUAUUCUUGCCAAGCCACUCCUGCGCCCCACUACAAGUGAUGAGCAGCAGCAGCAGCAACAUGAAGAUACCCGAAAGAGCUCCCGGUACCUUCUGCCCUCAAGAAAACCAUCUUUGCAACAAAUCCCUGAAGAUAAAAAACCCUUGGUAGUUGGUCAUGAGGUGUCUCCUUAUAAAAAAUGCUCUUACAUCCAGGGAGUGGUGAAUGGAAUAAAUGUUCUAUGUGGUGUGGGAAUCCUAUCAACACCCUAUGCCAUUAAACAAGGGGGCUGGCUAGGACUGGUGAUACUCUAUUUAUUUGCUCUGCUCGCAUGGUAUACUGGUGUGCUCCUGCGCUGUUGCCUGGACAGCAAGGAGGGCCUUGAGACAUACCCAGAUAUUGGCCAUGCCGCCUUUGGCACCGCCGGUCGUAUAGCCAUCUCGAUAAUCCUGUAUGUGGAAUUGUAUGCCUGUUGCAUCGAGUACUUGAUAUUGGAGAGCGACAAUUUAUCAAAAUUAUUCCCCAAUGCACACCUGACCAUUGGGAGCUUGACACUGAACUCUCAUGUAUUUUUUGCAAUCUUGACUACCAUCAUUGUCAUGCCGACCACUUGGCUCCGUGACCUCAGCUGUCUGAGCUAUCUUUCAGCUGGAGGUGUCAUUGCAUCAAUCCUUGUAGUCAUCUGCCUAUUCUGGAUUGGGGUUGUUGAUAAUGUUGGCUUCGAGAACAAAGGGACUGCGCUGAACUUCCCAGGAAUUCCUAUUGCGAUUGGAUUGUAUGGUUAUUGCUACUCAGGGCAUGGGGUGUUUCCGAACAUCUAUUCUUCUCUGAAGAAUCGCAACCAGUUCCCUUCAAUUCUUUUUACUUGCAUUGGGCUAUCUACCGUUUUGUUUGCCGGUGCUGCGGUGAUGGGAUACAAAAUGUUUGGUGAAGCCACAGAGUCUCAAUUCACACUCAACUUACCGGAGAAUUUAGUGGUUUCAAAGGUUGCAGUUUGGGCUACGGUGGCAAAUCCAAUAACCAAAUAUGCACUAACCAUAAUUCCACUGGCUAUGAGUUUGGAAGAGUUACUACCACCACAUCAACAGAAUUACUCGAACAUAAUCAUGCUUAGAUCAGCCCUGGUUGUGUCAACCCUCCUCAUCGCUCUAUCUGUACCCUUUUUUGGACUUGUGAUGGCCUUGGUUGGUUCUCUGCUCUCCAUGCUUGUGACCUAUAUUCUACCUUGCACUUGCUUUUUGGCAAUCCUCAAGAGGAAAGUGACUUGGUAUCAGAUAGCAGCUUGCUCAUUCAUCAUCGUGGUCGGCGUUUGCUGCGCGUGCGUGGGGACAUACUCAUCCCUGUCCAGGAUAAUCCAGAAGUACUGAGUGGACAUAACACAGCUGUUCCUGUUAUCCUACAUAUACACCCCCUCCUCCCCCCCAAUAAUAUUAUGCGUGCGAUAUGAGCCAAACAUAUACAGUACAAUUUUGCCAGCAAUAUAGUCAAUUUGAUGUAUAAUAAAAUUGCGGCAUGUCAAGCUGCUUGCAUGUUAAUGGAUCAAUAGUAUGUAGUGUUGUAAAUACUCUCUUUGGUUUUUAUAAGAUAGUGCAGUAGGGGACUCCCCUCCUGAUUCAGUAAAAAACAAACAAUAUGAAGUGAGGUUUUAUCAUGCAUAAAUAAUAAUAUCUAUUUAUUGGUGCAAAAA
Phragmites australis (common reed) is the source of this 2227-nucleotide messenger RNA. Its product is annotated as amino acid transporter AVT1C-like. The transcript has 12 exons. NCBI's taxonomy places the organism in Eukaryota, Viridiplantae, Streptophyta, Magnoliopsida, Poales, Poaceae. Gene Ontology annotation, cellular component: plasma membrane. The record is from RefSeq and is a predicted model, not a curated record. Bases 177 to 1907 code for a protein of 576 amino acids.